CUACAUGGAAGAGACCAGAACCAGGUGUGGGUUAAUUAGGCUUGAUAAAUAUGCACCUGUUUAACUUAUGUCUUGAAAUCGUACUGAAUUUAUAAUUAUUUGUCUUGUUUUAUUGUAUAGAAUAUUCAAUGAAAUUAAUGGUUAAAUACAUCAUUCUGAGAGAAGUUAUGUGUUAUAGAGGUUAUAACUUCAAAUGGUAAAUUAUGUGCACGUAAUUACAACAUGAAAGAUACUGAGUAUACAAUUAUGUAUAAUAUCACUAUAGGAUUUUCUUUGAUGAUGCGGUCUAGAGCUUAAAACGACCCAUUUCAGUUGAUGCUUCUUGCCUUGGUUAAUCGCUUUACAAUUCAUUAUGUUCAUCGCCCCACUUUCUAAAUGAGACAAUUGAAUGAAAUAUCUUUUUUGCUAUCAAAAUUCAUCUGCAAAAGGCAUUGGUGUAACUUGGUGUCCCGUUAAAGGGUAAAAAAUCAAUUUGACUCCGACAAUAGAAGCCAUAACUAGACAGGGUUCUACUACAGCGAGGGAGUGAAAGUGUGUAGAAGAUCGGUAGGUCGUAGUGGAUCGAUCCGAUUCACUGUCAAAGCAGUCUUCCACAGUCUAGCGGAGUUCCCCAGGAGGGUGUUAACUGCAAACAUGCCGGAAAAGAUGUGGAAUACACAGUACAUGGAAGACUUUAACAAGAAACGAACAAGAACCAAGACCAAAACUACACCAACUGAGUCAUGGAGGUACAGCAAUCAACAUCAAAAGAAGGAGUCUCUAGACCUAAGACGUCCAAAAACAGCAGGAACGAAUUCCUGGUAUAUAAAAAAAGCACAGAAGAACAUGGAGGAACGGUCACGUGCUAGUGACGUGGACAGUCCAUUCAUCGACAGCUUCAGUAACAUGCUCAACGACGCACACAAUCCAUACCAGGGAACAUUUCUGGAUAAUUACGUCAGCCCAUACCCUACCCCCUAUCCCAGCCGCCAGCAGACGCCAGUCCCACCUAGUGAUCUACAAAUAUCGGGGGAGAAAAUCAUGCUGAACAAUAGAGAAAUCCCAAAACAAUACCUGAUAGAGUUGUACGAGGCAGCCAUGGAUAAAAAGAUGGAAGAGGAAGAAAAAGGAGACGAAGAAAAACCAGAGGAGAAGAGGGAAGACGAAGAUGGCGAGGAGGUUGAUAAAGGGCCAGUUGUGGAACAGAGACCAAAGACACCAGCUCAGGAACCUCACUGGAUUUGCUGGCCAGAACCCGAGUGCAAAACAGACCUACCCAAGAGACCCAACACAGUGCUGGGCGUGCACGGGCCUGACGUCGCUGAUAUUUAUAAAGAGCUACAGGAAUCGUCGCGAGGAGCCCCUUUGACCUUUGUACCAGAGCUCCACUCGUGGGUGAACGCCACCACAGAUUACGACAGAGAAACAGCUGCUAGACUCAUGGCUAUGUCUGGAUCCCUUGCCCCACCCCUUCCUCCUGAGGCCCUGAGACCCCAACGACAAGCAACAUUCACGUUCGGAAAUAAUCGCAAAAACAUGUACAGAACAGUACCCGACCCAAGGGGAUUCUACGCGCAGUCAUGGAUGCCAUACUAUGAAGACAGAAACGCCUCUGAUGACAGAAGAGUUAGAGAAAUGGACAAGCGUCUGGCGAUGAGUGACACUUUACCCCAGUUACCAAUGUUACAGCGUAGUAAUACAUAUACAGACAUGCGUCCUAUGCAGAGACGUGUCAUACGUUACCCGAAAUCAGAGGAAUAUGUGCAUGAACAUAGCAUGUUUAUGACAACACAGCCUUUGAUACGUGGUCACUUCAUCAUUCACCCAGACUGGGUGUCGGAGAGACUUACCAAGAAGAGAAUGAAUUUAGCCAACAGAAAAGUCAGAAACGGACUAAGAUACGGAACGUCUGAAGAAUACUAGAUCCAAAAGCCACUGUUAUAGUUAUUUAUUCUUUGUUAGAGUAAGACUUAACGAAUUUUAUGCACUUGAAUACAAACUAUAUAAAGAGUUAUGACUGAAGCUGCUGCUAAUGCAUUAAUUAGUCAUGCUUGGAUCAUUCGACCAAACAAACUUAGUGUGUCUGUGUUGCUGUGACGUCCCCAGUCUCAUAUACCGACAUUCCUUUCGAACUCUAAGGAGGUACUUUCAUCUCCUUGGUGACAGUGUCGUUUUCCCUCGUUUUCCAGUGCAUCUCGUGGAAGGUGCUGAUGUUACCUUAUUCUAGUCUCCCUGUGUGUGUUUUAUGCAGUGAAUAGAAAUACUCGCUUUUCCUGAUGUCACCUACACUGUGAUAUAUUUAUAUACAAUUAUAACACUAAUCAGCGCGCACCCUUUACUUACUGUUCACGCCCGUGUAUCCCUACAUAUCUUCAUCUUACAAGAAUUGGGCAUGGAUCCAAAAUUCUUUUAUAAGUUUACUUCUUGUUCACACAAACUGAUAGAGUUGUUUUUAACUAGAACGAAUAAAUGCAAGGUAUAUUUUGAAAACAAAAUGACUGUAUCUAUGCUUCAUUUCUUGUAUGCCUCUCCACUGUUGUUUGACACUUUAUGUUUGAUCACGUGAUCGGCAGAUUAUCACGUGACUCGUUUACCUAUAUCAGUAUUAUGUUUGUAAAUUAGACGAGUGUUGGUCGCAGUACAUUGUAGAUCUCACAGUAGUCGUAUGACAUUUCUCAGAUGCAAAAAAAAAAAUAUCAAUAAAAUACGUAUAUAUUUAUUUUA
Messenger RNA from Ostrea edulis (European flat oyster), 2703 nucleotides. RefSeq lists its product as uncharacterized. The coding region runs from base 634 to 1902 and encodes 422 amino acids. The transcript has 10 exons. The record is from RefSeq and is a predicted model, not a curated record. Lineage: Eukaryota; Metazoa; Mollusca; Bivalvia; Ostreida; Ostreidae.